CGCUUCCUCUCCGGAUUCAAGCAAUACUUCACGAUGCCCAGAGAAAUCAUUAGUAUUCAGGCAGGCCAGUGUGGGAAUGCCGUAGGGUCUUCCUUUUGGCAAACACUCUGUCAAGAGCAUGGAAUCUCACCUGACGGUAACCUCGAGGCUGUCGAAGAAGGAACGGAUCGAAAGGAUGUUUUCUUUUACCAAUCCGACGAUACGCGAUACAUUCCACGCGCAAUCCUACUAGAUCUCGAACCUAGGGUCAUCCACGGAAUCCAAACGGGCCCAUAUAAAAACAUUUACAAUCCGGAAAAUUUUCACGUUCCGAAACAUGGCAGUGGUGCUGGGAACAACUGGGCAGCAGGUUUCUCCGCCGGUGAGACGGUGUACGAGGAAGUUAUGGAGAUGAUUGAACGUGAGGCAGACGGUAGCGAUUCUCUGGAGGGAUUCAUGCUCUUGCAUUCUAUCGCCGGGGGUACAGGGUCGGGUCUUGGAUCGUUCCUACUGGAAAGGCUCAACGACAGGUUUCCGAAGAAGAUUAUACAGACUUAUUCGGUGUUCCCGGAUACGCAGAGCGUGGGAGACGUCGUUGUUCAGCCGUACAACAGUAUUCUCGCCAUGCGGCGGCUUACUGAAAAUGCCGACUCCGUCGUUGUCUUGGAUAAUGGUGCGUUGACGCGUAUUGCUGCGGAUAGAUUACAUGUUCAACAGCCGUCUUUUGCGCAGACGAAUCAACUGGUGUCGACUGUGAUGUCGGCUAGCACAACUACACUCAGAUACCCGGGAUAUAUGCACAACGAUCUCGUCGGAAUCAUUGCUUCACUGAUCCCAACACCCCGGUGUCAUUUCUUGAUGACUUCUUAUACUCCCUUUACAAGUGAUAUUGUGGACCAGGCGAAAACGGUCCGGAAAACCACGGUUCUUGAUGUUAUGCGCCGACUCCUACAGCCCAAAAACCGCAUGGUUAUGACAAACACCACUAAGAACAGCUGUUACAUUUCCAUUCUGAAUAUCAUUCAGGGAGAGGCCGAUCCGACAGAUGUUCAUAAAUCGCUCCUCAGAAUCCGUGAGCGUCGACUAGCAACCUUUAUUCCAUGGGGCCCUGCAAGCAUCCAGGUCGCUUUGACUAAGAAGUCACCUCACAUGCCAAUGUCCCAUCGUGUUAGCGGACUUAUGCUUGCGAAUCACACAAGUAUUGCAACUUUGUUUAAACGAAUCUUGGGACAAUACGAUCGCCUUCGAAAGCGAAAUGCAUUCUUGGAACAGUACAAGAAGGAACCAAUAUUUGCCAAUGACCUCGGAGCGUUUGACGAAGCAAGGGCGACGGUGGCGGAUCUAAUAGCCGAAUACGAAGCUGCGGAGAGUGCAGAUUAUCUCAACCCCCCGCCGGAAAAAGGUGCAGAGAAAUCGUGA
Molecule: messenger RNA, 1398 nt
Organism: Tuber melanosporum (Perigord truffle)
Lineage: Eukaryota; Fungi; Ascomycota; Pezizomycetes; Pezizales; Tuberaceae
Exons: 10
Coding region: 34-1398 (454 amino acids)
Biological process (GO): mitotic cell cycle; cytoplasmic microtubule organization; microtubule nucleation
Cellular component (GO): cytoplasm; centrosome; gamma-tubulin complex
Molecular function (GO): GTP binding; structural constituent of cytoskeleton
Source: RefSeq, a predicted model, not a curated record